Adineta steineri is the source of this 1206-nucleotide messenger RNA. The record is from the annotation of a GenBank genome assembly. NCBI's taxonomy places the organism in Eukaryota, Metazoa, Rotifera, Eurotatoria, Adinetida, Adinetidae.
AUGAUCACAGUUUCGGCAACGGAUGUAACAGUUGAUAAUAGUUUGAAUACAACAACAAGUACGACGAUAUUAACAUCUUCGACUACACCAGAACCAUUUUGUCAAUGGGAAUUUGAAUUGAUAUCAAUCAAUAUGUCUUGCAUUGAAAAGAUUUUAAGCGUUGCUGCAGAUUUUAAUAAUGAUAAUAAUGUUGAUCUGAUAUACAUUUGUCACUCGUAUUCCACUCAGAACAUGACUUUAUUAUUUGGCAUUGGUAACGGAAAAUUUCAAGAACCAAUUAUAUUCUCAUUUAAAAGUUUUAAUGGGUUACAACAUGUCCAUGUUGCUGAUUUUAACAAUGACACUCGAUCUGAUUUAAUUUUGGUGCACUUGAGUGGAAUGAAUGAUACUUUUACUAUUUUACUUGGAAUUGAAAAUGGAACAUUUCAAACACAAAAUAUGUUGUCUCGGGUAAUGCCUAAAAGUCCACUACAAUUUAGUGUGAUUGAUCUCAACAAUGAUAAAAAAGUAGAUAUCGUUAUGAUUAGUAGCCAGGAUUGUAAUGUUUAUGUGAUGUUUGGAAAGGGAAACGCAACCUUUUCAUCGGAAUUUCCCUUAUCUGUAGGGGUAAAAUGUAAUCCAAAAGGAUUAGUUUUUGGUGAUGUUAAUAAUGAUAGUUAUUUCGAUAUUGUUGUGUAUGAUCCUACCUCUUCACAUAUUUAUGUAUUUUUUGGACAAUCUAAUGGAACAUUUCAAUCACCAAAAUGGUUUUUUACUACAAUUGAUGCUGGAACAUCUAAAAUAGUUAUUGGUGAUUUUGAUAACGAUGAUCAAUCUGAUAUUGGGUUUAUUUACGAGAAUUGGAAUGAUCUUGCUUAUAUGAUAUAUCAAUAUAACAAUAAUAGUUUUAGUGUUAAUGAGAAAGUGAAAACUAUUAUAGAACCUGGUCAAAACUUGCAUUCAGCUUUUGUAGGUGAUAUUAACGGUGAUAAUCAUUUGGACGUUAUUAUUAAUUUGAUUGAGCCAUGCAGAAUCUAUGCAUUACUUGGAUAUGGAAAUGGAAAGUUCUCUAUACAAACCAUUUAUUCAAAUGAAUCUCAACCUGGUUACAAAUGGCUUAGUGUUACUAAUUUCAAUAAUUAUAAUUAUCAAGAUAUAAUUAGUGUCGACACACAUUCUAAACUUAUAAAUAUUUUCUUAAACAAGCGUCAAUGUUUAGCAAACUAA